Messenger RNA from Podarcis lilfordi (Lilford's wall lizard), 348 nucleotides. Lineage: Eukaryota; Metazoa; Chordata; Lepidosauria; Squamata; Lacertidae. The record is from the annotation of a GenBank genome assembly.
AUGCCAAAGACUGCGCUUCAUCAAACAUGCUUGAUUCAAGGUCCUGCAAAUUGGUCCUCCUUCAUGAAGAAACAGCAAGCCCUCUUGAUUCUCAGUUGUGGACAAGCCUGGUGGGGUGCACUGCUAUCAGGGUUUGAAAAGGCCCCUGCAUGGUGCCGUUGGAAGGAGCACCGAAUGCAGCCCCACCUUAGCUGUUUGAAACUGUGCAAGAGGGACAUUAAAGCAGCAUUGCCUGUUGGGAACCAGAGCAAUAAUAGGUACCAAGUAAUCUUGACCCCGGGCACUGUGGCCACCUCUACCAUCGUUUUUAGAUCCUCUGUGGAAACAGAGUUUAAUAUAGCGUGCUGA